This is a messenger RNA of Tigriopus californicus, 861 nucleotides long. RefSeq lists its product as uncharacterized. Lineage: Eukaryota; Metazoa; Arthropoda; Copepoda; Harpacticoida; Harpacticidae. The record is from RefSeq and is a predicted model, not a curated record. The coding region runs from base 465 to 821 and encodes 118 amino acids. The transcript has 2 exons.
AUUUCCUUUCCUUUGAACAUGAUCAUGAGAAAAUCUUUAGAGUAGUGUCAAAAGGCAUGUUAAGAAGUAAAUAAACCAUCAUCAACUCACUCAGUCCUCCGAUAUCCAGGAUUAGCUUGAGCUGGCCCGUGCCAUGUGGAAACGGGCCCUACCUUUAGGCUUACUGGGUACGGGCGGUGUCUGGUACGGCGGAUGUCUGGCCCAGCUCAUCCAUCACGUCAAUCAAAGCAAAGCCCGCACCAUGGCCCAGCUCCAAACCGUGCCGGAUUCCGCCCCUCAGCUCCAUCCCGCUCAAGCCGCCGAGCUGUGUCGGCAACGCAGUCCGCUCAUCCAUGCCUUAAUGGAAUUAUAUCAACCCCGGAAAGACACGCCCUGAGCAGGCCUGACUGGCAGGACUUCUUCCAUUCAGACGUGACCUUGAAGACCAUGGCGUGGCUGGUCGGGGUUGGGCGGCUUUGGACCGGAUGCGACCGCACAAUGGUGGUUGGUUUAGUCGGAGUUUCGAUACUCGCUUUAUUCAUGUGUCGCAUGGGGUGGGUGAUGACCCGCAGCAGGUGGAACUCAUAGUGCGGCAUAUGUACGUGUUCCGCCAGUCUCGAGCUUAUUUCACGUUGUGGAACAAGAUUGUGCUCCGAUUGGCUGGACCACCGGGCGAGGAGAAGAUCGUGGGAAUCCAAGAGCAUUGGUUUGGGGUACCGUUAUCCGAAAGUCCCUUCCAGACCGGUUUUCGUCGAAUCAACGGCUGGUUCUCAGCCUUGAUCGGGUGUGGUGUGGAUCGAUUUUUAUAUAUCAAAUACAUGUUGUCUUGGGAUGCCCGGUAGCCAAAGUUAUGGAGUUAAAUGAAUUGAGGGUACUAACUUG